GGAACUCCAUGAUCAGAUACUACAAGAACAACUUCUCAGACGGCUUCAGACAGGACUCUAUUGAUCUGUUCCUGGGUAACUAUUCCAUUGAUGAGGCAGACAUGACCACACCCCUUCAUGAGACCAAAGACUGGAAGUUCCUCACGUUGCCCAUUAUCAUGGUUGUGGCAUUCUCCAUGUGUAUCAUCUGCCUCCUCAUGGCUGGUGACACGUGGACGGAGACCCUGGCGUAUGUGCUGUUCUGGGGCACAGCUAGCUUCGUGACGGCCGGCGUCAUCCUCUUCAACGGUCGGGAGUUUGUAGACGCGCCCAAGCUGGUCCAGAAGGAGAAGAUGGACUGAAUGUGUGCGUGUGGAAAGCAGCUACGCCCCACAGACUUCUCCUCUUCAUCCCACUCUUCUUCAUCAUCGUACCCUCGGGAUCAGCGGGCCUGGAGCCUUUACUGAUUACUGAGCCAACGGCGUGAGGAAGAGGAGGGUGAGGGUGGGGUGAGAGAAAGGCCAGGUGUAUGAUGUAGGGCUGUGAAGCAUACAGGGACUCGCUCUGCACUGGCCUGCUGCUGUCCACACCACUAAGCACAUUGUUUGGGCUGGGGCUGGGGAAUAUCCCUAACCUUGUCCAUAGACUGACUGUAUAGGCUGAAAACUGUUUGAUUUUAUGAUACAAUACCCCACUACGGUAACACAGUUACCCCGCUGCACGGAAUGCAUAUGAACGGGCACUGCUGUUGUUGCCAUAGCAACAUUGCCAAGGGAACUACUUUAAAAAAAUAUCUUGCUUUUUUGUUGAUUUGUCACCUAGCUACAUCAUGUCAUAUUUGCUCUGUUGGUUGCCAUAUUGUUUCAGUGUCAUUGCCCCUCGGUGGUCGAUCUGAGCGUAGUGUCUUAGUGUGAUAGCUGACCUAUUGGGUGCCAGUGGCUGUCUGUCGGCCCAGCCCAAGCCAUGAUCCCAAAACUAGGUCACCAAUAGUCAUGGAAAGAAUGUGCUAGCUGGUCAAUGGAUGGUGAGGGAAUGUUCUAUUUGGUCAAUAGGCAGGAAGAGAACGUGCUAGCUGGCCAGUGGUUGUUAAGAGAAUGUUCUAGCUAGCCAAUAGUUGGGGAGAGAAUGGACUGAACUGUUUCAAUAGGGAACUUUGGUUAUGGUGUCCCAUCACCAUUAAUGCCAUAACUGCCCAUACUAUUCUCGCUCACUGCACUUCUGAGUGCACAGAAACUAAGCGUUUCACAUGAGGAUUGCUCUGAGAUGUGACGAGAGGGAUGUUUGUCUGUGUGGUAUGUCUGGCUGUCUAGUCUUCCCAGGUAUGGAAAGCUUCAUGAAACAGCUGGAAAGACAAAUCCUCAUUAGUUUCUAACAACCAAAAGGUGUGAGAGAGCAUCAAACUAUAUACUAUAGUGAGUAGGAUCUGUCUUUGACCAGUAGACUGUGAGGCCCAGACCUAGGCUAAUAAUGAAGCAUGGAUCUAAUGGUCCAAAGCAGCCAUUUCUAUCUCAAUAUCAAGUCAUUUCUGGGUAACAAUUAAGUAACUUACUGUUAUUGUUUUCAAUUAAAAUGGUUGUCUAGGA
Messenger RNA from Oncorhynchus gorbuscha (pink salmon), 1562 nucleotides. Its product is annotated as phosphatidylinositol-3-phosphatase SAC1-B-like. Gene Ontology annotation, molecular function: phosphatidylinositol-4-phosphate phosphatase activity. Lineage: Eukaryota; Metazoa; Chordata; Actinopteri; Salmoniformes; Salmonidae. Gene Ontology annotation, biological process: phosphatidylinositol dephosphorylation. Bases 9 to 341 code for a protein of 110 amino acids. The record is from RefSeq and is a predicted model, not a curated record. The transcript is spliced from 4 exons. Gene Ontology annotation, cellular component: endoplasmic reticulum.